Suillus subaureus is the source of this 192-nucleotide messenger RNA. RefSeq lists its product as uncharacterized. Lineage: Eukaryota; Fungi; Basidiomycota; Agaricomycetes; Boletales; Suillaceae. The transcript has a single exon. The record is from RefSeq and is a predicted model, not a curated record. The annotation marks the transcript as partial.
AUGGAAGUUGGUGAUCACAUUGAGUGUCUAUCAUGCCUCAUGGGAAAACAGAAGCGCCUCUCAUUCCUGUCUCACACUUGUCACCGUGCCACACAUAUCGCAGAACUCAUUCACUCUGACAUCUGGGGACCCAUUAACACUGCUACCAUGUCUGGAGAGACAUAUUUUGUCACAUUCACUGAUGAUUUUUCC